Molecule: messenger RNA, 3362 nt
Organism: Gryllus bimaculatus (two-spotted cricket)
Lineage: Eukaryota; Metazoa; Arthropoda; Insecta; Orthoptera; Gryllidae
Source: the annotation of a GenBank genome assembly
CUGAUCAUCUUUCAACUCUAUUGGCUGCUUAGGGGUGAUAAUGGAUGUUUCUGCCAGAGUAGGGGAUGUUGGUUUCCCUUCCAUGAAAAUAGGGCUUCUCCAAAGACAACUGUGAUAUUGUGUGAGUGCUGUGUCUCUCGUUUAACCACGUUUAACAUGAAGUGUCAUCUCUCUUUAAUAAGACUCUCUGGGUGGGAGAAGCAGUGAGUGGGAAGUAAAAGGAAGAGCGAAAGAACACUUAGGGGCAAACAACCGUAACGAUACUGUGAUUGGAUUGAAUUUCUUGUCUACAUUAGGAUAAAAUUUUGUUAGAAAACUGUGAAACUAUAAAAUUUGAUGCGUAAUUAGGACCCAUAGCACAUACUCUCGAACUAAUAAUAAAGCAAAUUGUGCACCCGGCUUGUUUGACAUGUACUGCAAGUGUGAAUCGGCAUCUCUGAUUUUGCCAGCGUUUCUUGACACGUGUGUGGUUGUGUGAUUGAUUUGUACGUAACUACAUAAAUUGGAACUGAAAGAAAUGGCUGAAUGCCGAGAAGAUAUGGAUGUCCCUGGUAUUGAAGUAAGAGUGAUUGGAGAGCCCAAGGGAAAAGGGUUAUUUGCUGUAAAACCUUUCAAGGCUGGAGAUGUUAUAUUUGAAGAAAGGCCAUUGGUCUGCUGCCAGUUCGCAUGGAAUGCAGAUUACGGAUAUGCAUCUUGUGACUUUUGCAUGAGGCCUCUUGAAGGUGCUGAGGAAAAUGCACAUCGUUUGUCAGGCAAAAAAGAUCUUAUUCUGCCGUAUCCACAGUGUUGUCCCACAAGGAAAGAGAAUCAUUGUGAAUGUGCGUUGUGUGGGGUCAGAUAUUGUUGUGUUCAAUGUAAAGAUGAAGCCUGGGCCCAAUAUCAUCAGGUGUUGUGUUUACGGAAGCGGGAACGAGAUGGUUCUCACAAGUUGGAAAUGUUGGUUGAUGUGUGGAAAAAUUUGCACUAUCCUCCUGAAACUGCUUCAAUUAUGCUUUUGGCUCGUAUUUUGGCCACAGUUCAGCAAGCCCAAGAUAAAGAUGGAGCUGUGCAUUUGUUUAUGCAGUUGUGCCAUCAGACAGUAAAUGAACAAGAAGAAAUAGCCCAUAAGCUUCUCGGUGAACAAUUUGUUGGACAACUCUUUACCCUACGGAAAAUAAUGUCUGAAAUUUUUACUGAUCAAUCAGUGCAGCACUGGUUAACUCCAGAAGGUUUUCAGUCUUUGGUAGCUCUAGUUGGGACAAACGGUCAGGGAGUAGGAACAAGUCCUUUAAGUGAAUGGGUGAAGAAUGUUUCUGCAUUAAAACUCCCUCAACAAGACAAAGAAAACCUUGAUAGAUUUAUAGAUAAGCUUUAUGAUGAUGUUGAAGAAGUCAUGGGUUCUUUCCUAAACAACGAGGGAUCAGCUUUGUAUGCACUGCAGAGUGCCUGCAAUCAUAGUUGUGAACCGAACGCUGCUCCUAAUUUCCCAUAUAGCAAUUUUCAACUUGUUAUGUGUGCAGUCCGUGACAUAGCAGCUGGGGAAGAAAUUUGUGUGAGUUAUUUAGAUGACUGUGCAUUGGGAAGGAGUAGACAUUCAAGACACAAAAUUUUAAGAGAAAAUUAUCUUUUUACCUGCCAUUGUUCAAAAUGUGAGUCCGAAUCUAAUGAAAUAGAUGUUACCAGCGAAGAAGAAGGAGAUGACGGUAAUGAGUCUGAGUCCGAUGAGGAAAUUGAUGAUUGAUGAUUUUUCUAAAACUUGAAUCUUGGAUGUGGUACAAGAUAUAAAAGAAUUUUUCUGUGGUUGUGUAUUCGAUGUUCAUCUGUACUCUUCAUUCUUUGUAUAACACAAUUAAACAUGAUGGAUUAAAAGGUUUGUGUAUGUGAUGUUUUGUUUUUUCUUUGUGAAAAUUAAUGUACUUCCGUUUUCUCAGAAAUAUUGUUCUUGCUCUUCGUAUUUGUGGAUGAGGCGAGUGUUGAUUUUUUUCUGAAAAGUGACCAGCAUGUGUAAGUAGCUUAUUUACGAGUAUAUACCUUUGGUGCCACAAUCAGCUGCUCUGCUGUGACGUCUCGUUAUUUUAGGUGCUAUGUUGAUGUCCCGAGAGCUCCCGCGGUCCUGAACCAGACAGGAUACUACGUCUGCAGGUAGGGAGAACAUGGGUCUAGACACGUGGAAAAAGAAGGUAGAAGCGGAAAGCAGGGUAGACGGGACACGACUGUCGAGUGGAGCGGAUCGCGGAGAGAAAGAUCGCAUUAUGUACGCAGUGAGAUUGUGCGAUUCGGGACUUGUGAUUAACUGAAUUCGCAAUGGGUUGGUCAAGCAGAGCAGUGAGCGACAGGUCACGUCCUCGUGCAAUUUGAUCUCCGACUUGAGUAGAGAUCGCUUCGCCAAUCGGGGCUCGGGACGCGCUGUGGCAAGAACAAGUGAGGAACGGACACGAUAAAGUCGGCUCGCCAGGUGCUUGAGUCGUGAUUAGGCACCCGCUUGUUCUAAUAUUGGUAGCCAGGCGUGUUGCAUUACGCCACCAUAAAGUGAUUACCGUUAUUCAGGAGACGAAGUACCGUGAAUUAUUUAAAACUUGCCUUCUCAAUUAAAGACAGAUCGAUGAAGAGUGCAACAAUGAUUUUGGUGUGGCGUGGACCUGAAAUCGACCGCGCACUGUUAUCUGCCGACGGCGCCCAAGAAUACGGUGAUGUCUUUAGGUAUUAAACCAUGUAAAGGUAAUAAGCAAUUCUUGAAGCGACUUAGGGAAACAAAAGACUCCUCUUGGUCACUCCUAAAUGAACAGGAAAAUUUUAUAACAAUUUAUGAACUGGCGUGGCCGCUCUUUGGCCCUUCAACUUCUUUAUAUUUUUCAACAGCGUAGUUAUAAAUUUAUUUUAUUAUUAACCCAGAUAAUGAGCUCAUAGAAGUUCAUAAUUUUUGUAACUUCCAGUAAUUAGAUUUUUUUAAAUUAACAAGGCUCCAUUUCAUUCCCCUGAAAAAAGGUAUCCGGCAGGACCUGAGCUAGCAGGCACACCAAACAAGCGUCAUCACAAAUAACUGCCUCAAGUAUGGGGGCCAGAUUAAAAUUAAAAUAACCAACUCGACGUCACAAUAUGUCGGAAUAGUUUCCAAUGGAACGUUCUCCCAUUCUCGUGCCGAAAUAUCCGCCAAUUGCCUCAACGAUAUUCGAACUGGAAUUAUGCCCCUCAUUUCAGCUGUUUCCAUCACACGCUCCAACGACUUCCCCUCUUUCGGAGUCAGCGAGAUCAAAUUUCACUGGUCACUUGUGUUCAGUGUCAAACAAACGCCUGUAAUAUACUGCAAUAUUACCUUCAAAACGUGGCACGUCAACUGUGCUGUGCAGCUGCAUCGCGGAGUUUGUACAUUCGCAGUGGCACCA